This is a messenger RNA of Xylaria bambusicola, 618 nucleotides long. Its product is annotated as guanylate kinase. The record is from RefSeq and is a predicted model, not a curated record. Gene Ontology annotation, molecular function: GMP kinase activity. Lineage: Eukaryota; Fungi; Ascomycota; Sordariomycetes; Xylariales; Xylariaceae. Gene Ontology annotation, cellular component: cytosol. Bases 1 to 618 code for a protein of 205 amino acids. The transcript is spliced from 2 exons. Gene Ontology annotation, biological process: purine nucleotide metabolic process.
AUGACCAAAACACAGCUAACACCUUUCCGUUUCGCGUCUCUAGCACCUCCAGCCGAUCGCCGCCCGCUCGUCAUCUCCGGGCCCUCGGGCGUCGGCAAAGGCACGUUGAUACAGCGCCUAUUCAAGACGCACCCCGAGACAUUUACUCUCUCGGUAUCGCACACGACACGGGCGCCCCGGCCCGGCGAGGCGCACGGCGUCGACUACUUCUACGUGACGAUGGCCGAGUUCGAAGAGCUGAUCGCAGUCGACGGCUUCGUCGAGCACGCCCAGUUCAACAGCAACCGCUACGGGACGAGUAAGGCGACGAUCGAGGAGCAGACGACCAAAGGCAAGGUCGUUGUGCUUGAUAUCGAGAUGGAGGGCGUGAAACAGAUAAGACAGAGCAGCAUAGACGCGCGCUUCGUCUUCAUAAAGCCGCCGAGCUUCGAGGCCCUAGAGACGCGGCUUCGGGGCAGGGGCACCGAAGAUGAGAACUCGAUAACCAAGCGUUUGAAUCAGGCCAAGAAAGAGCUCGAGUAUGCUGACACACCCGGCGUUCACGACCUCAUCAUCGUAAAUGACGACCUCGACGUUGCGUACAAACAGCUCGAGGACUACGUCUAUAAGCCUCUAUAA